AUGUCCGUAACUGACACACAAAUCGCCGAGCAUGGUCUUAACCUUUCUCUUGUCCUUCACCCUCUUCACAAUAGCGACCAUCCUCUGGGAGCUCACCUGAGGAGUGUGGUCAAGGCAGGAAAUGUCUCAGUUGAUACUAAUGCUCAGGUUAAAAUCACACCUCAUGCUAUUGGAGGAUUGAAAGCUACUGUGACUGUUGGUUCUCCUGUCUACAAGGAGUUCCAGGGCUAUUUCGCCACUGGAACUGCAUUCUCCAAUAUCAAUGUUCAAAACGCUAAGGGUCAAUUGUACUACGUUGGCUCUCCCCCUGCAGAUGGAGACAACCAGUUCUGGAUUCAGCAAUAUCCAGGACAAACUCCCGAGGAACCAGGGCGACCUGUCCUUGAGUUUUAUGAUGAGGACAAGAUCUUGUUCCUACCUAUCACUUUCCUACGCAGUUCAAGACCGAUCAUGGCAAUGGAGGCACGGGAGGUUCUGGAGCGUGGGGAACUAUCAAUUAGAUGCAAUAUGAGACGGGAGGAAAACAGCAAUUAUCUCUGGACUAGUAUCAAGUCUGCCUUGCUUAUGAACAAUUUAAAAUGCGAGAAUUAUUGA
Molecule: messenger RNA, 594 nt
Organism: Serpula lacrymans var. lacrymans S7.9
Lineage: Eukaryota; Fungi; Basidiomycota; Agaricomycetes; Boletales; Serpulaceae
Exons: 3
Coding region: 1-594 (197 amino acids)
Source: RefSeq, a predicted model, not a curated record